AUGCUGCUGACGGGCACUGUCAACACACUGGCCACAAAGGUUCAGUUUGGUUUGACGAGCAUCGGCCUUGACGGCCGAGCAGAGGUCUUCCACAAGCCAUGGUUCGGGACGUUUAAUAUGCUUUUCGCCAUGUCACUGGUUAUGGUAGUGGAGCGGAUCGGAACCAGCCUGGCUGCCGCAUGCUGUCGUCCGCGAAUGAAAAUGGAGGACGCGCUGCUGCCGAAAGAGGGAUCGGCGGAAGGCAGACGAAGAAAGAUCCUUCUUGUCGCCAUCCCAGCCUUCAGCGACCUCCUAGCAACGGUGCUGGCGUGCAUUGGAAUCAUGUACAUCCCUGCCAGUGUGUGGCAAAUGCUCAGAGGUGCAACCUUGUUCUUUACCGGCAUUUUCUCGGUCACUCUUCUGAAGCACAAGCUUUAUGUCUUCAAUUGGAUUGGUCUUCUGCUUUGCAUCACAGGUGUCGUGACCGUAGGCUAUGCAAGCGUGGAGGGUGAAAAGAGUGGAUCUGGAGCUCAAGAUUCAUCUUCGGUCGCCUUCGGAGUCACGCUGACUUUGCUUGGGCAAGUAGUCCAAGCUGCCCAGGUCAUUGCUGAGGAGUACCUCAUGAAGGACGUGGAUCUUCCUGCUGUAGAGAUCAUUGGCUACGAGGGCCUUUGGGGUGUGCUGAUGAUGGUUGUGAUAGUUUACCCGACGCUGUGGCUGCUACCCGGCCCAGACCACGGGCAUGCGGAAGACAUCGUGGACACGCUUGCGCUCGUGAACAACAGCCAUACCCUGCUCUGUGUGGUGACCAUCUAUUUGAUUUCCUGCGGCACCUUCAACAUUACAGGAAUUGCUGUCACCGGGGCCUUGUCUGCAGUGCACCGAAUGAUGCUGGAUGCAUCCAGGACGAUGAUUAUUUGGGGUUUCGGGCUUUUCGUCCACUACAAGGUUGAUCCACAGUCGCCUUUUGGUGAAGAGUGGACUUCUUCUAGCAGGCUUCAGCUCUGCGGCUUCCUCGUUCUGAUCACUGGCCAAGCCAUUUAUGGGGAGAUCAUUCGUCUUCCUGGGUUGAGGUACCCGGCACAAAGCUUUGAUGAUCAUGCCAAAUUUGCCUCUCCUGCCGCUGCCCUGAAUUUUGCAAGCAAAGCUAGAUGCAGUCUGCGCCUGCUGGAUGCUUUGAAUGUGCUGCUCACAGAGCUCUACCGUGUUGCCGGCCAACGAGGCGCAGAGUGCAUCCCUCUCGUCAUGGAGUGCAUGACUCAGCGCUUGGCUGGCCGGCUGCAGGACCUUGGCACUCAAGCAAAGUUGGGAGUGCUGGAGGCUGUGGUCACGUGCGUGCUGAAGCUGCAGGGUUCCGUUUGGCUGACCUGUUUGAAUCAGUCACAGGUCAGGGACAAGAGGCUCACCCCUUUGGACUUGCAAAACUUGCUGGAAAAGGCUGCAGAAGAAAGACACGGAAGGUGCAAACUCGUGCCAAAGCAGUCAAACAAGUGCAGACAGAUUGCCGUCUUCAUGAAGAGAACAAAGAAGGCAGGCAUUUUGCCUCGGAUGCUGCACGAGAUCCUGCAGACGCGUAUCAUGGUCAAGAAGGCCCUUAAGGCUCUGCAUAAGGACGUUGGCAACGCCACUGAGGCAAGAGCUCGACUGCUGGAUGCCAGACAGUUCGGCCUGAAGAUGAUUGCGAACGUCACAUAUGGCUACACGGGUGCAUCCUUCAGUGGUAGGAUGCCGUUCGUCGAACUGGCCGAUGCCAUUGUUCAGACAGCCAGGCGCACCUUGGAGCGCGCCGUGCGCUGGGUGGAGAAAGAGGUAGCUGGUGCCGAGGUGCUUUAUGGAGACACUGAUUCCAUGUUCGUUCGAUUGCCUGGGAGAUCCAAGGAAGAGGCCUUCAAAGAAGGAGCAAGGAUCGCCAAAGAGGUGACCAGCCACAAUCCAACGCCCGUUGAGCUCCAGAUGGAUAAAGUGUACUGGCCGUGCUGUCUGGUGUCCAAGAAGCGAUAUGUUGGGCACGCGUGGACAUCACCCUCUGAUGCAGCGCCUGUUUUCGAUGCCAAGGGCAUCGAAACCGUCCGAAGGGACCAAUGCGCAGCAACGCAACACGUUCUACGAGGUGCUCUCGAAGUCUUCUUCGAGUCAAGAGGCGAUCUUUCCGUCCUCAAGCAAUACAUCCGGAGGCACGUGGACAGGAUGCGUGAGGGCCGCUUCAAUCUUCAUGACUUCAUCUUUCAUCACGAGGUCCGACCACCUGACGAGUACAAGGGCCUUGGACCAUUGGCGGCUCAGGCCGUACGUCGCAGUGGCGCCUCGUGGCCGUCUCCUGGCGAGAGGUUCUCCUUUGUUGUUGCGGAAGGGCCUCCUGGGUCGAGAUUGGCAGACGUGGCUGUAAUCCCAGACGAGGUGACAGGUGGACGCCCAGUAGCAGAAGCAGAGGCAGGUCGCGCGCCAUUGUACCUGGACAUUGAGUACUAUUUGGAGCGUCAGAUGGGCCCGACACUUCACCGCCUGUUCAUGCUUGUUCGAGGACCAAAUGGGCUGCAAGGGCAGGUGGACGUUCGUCGUUGGAUUGCGGAAGGUCCACGCCCAAAGCGCAGGGAUGUGGCCGCGAUGGCGCUUCAAAGCUCGUCAUCCGCAUCUGCUAUGCUGAGCAGCAUGGCAUCUGGCUACAGCUGCCAGGCGUGCGGGCAGAGAGCAGGCGUUGGGAUCCGCGGUACGAUCGGUCUUUGUAACCAUUGCCAGCGUGGUGCAGCGGUUCCAAGGCUACUUGAUGGUAUGUGUCAAAGGGGCUACUGGGAGAAGCGCAUCCAAGGCUGCAGAGAGAUGUGCAUGCGCUGCUGCAACUCCGUCGACAUCGAGGAGGAUUGCCGCAACAUCUAUUGCAAAGUUUUCUUCCGCAAGGUUAAUGCGCAGCUGCAGCUGAGCGCAUGUGUCGCUCCAAAGUCAUGGCCAGCUGCAGUGGAUUGGUGA
Messenger RNA from Symbiodinium pilosum, 2943 nucleotides. NCBI's taxonomy places the organism in Eukaryota, Dinophyceae, Suessiales, Symbiodiniaceae. The record is from the annotation of a GenBank genome assembly.